Saimiri boliviensis boliviensis (Bolivian squirrel monkey) is the source of this 7247-nucleotide messenger RNA. It is a transcript of the gene ADAMTSL3, whose product is annotated as ADAMTS like 3. Gene Ontology annotation, cellular component: extracellular matrix. The record is from RefSeq and is a predicted model, not a curated record. NCBI's taxonomy places the organism in Eukaryota, Metazoa, Chordata, Mammalia, Primates, Cebidae. Gene Ontology annotation, biological process: extracellular matrix organization.
CCCAGCCCCAUUUAACUUCGCUGCGGCGCCGCGGGCUGGAGGCCGGCGUCGGGGAAGGUCCUGGUCGCGGAUUCCACACGAGGUGUUGACGGGCGGCUUCUGCCAGCCUCUCCCCAGCGCUCGCCCAGCCCGCGCGGCCCCAGGGCUGCACGUCCCAGAUACUUCUGCGGCGCAAGGCUACAACUGAGACCCGCAGGAGACCAGACCCGAUGGCUUCCUGGAUGAGCCCCUGGUGGCUGCUGAUAGGGAUGGUCUUCAUGCACUGUACCCUCCUGCAGACCACAGCUGAGAAAUCUCCCGGAGCCUAUUUCCUUCCUGAGUUUGCACUUUCUCCUCAGGGAAGUUUUCUGGAAGAUACAACAGGGGAGCAGUUCCUCACUUACCGCUAUGACGACCAGACCUCAAGAAACACUCAUUCAGAUGAAGACAAAGAUGGCAACUGGGAUGCUUGGGGCGACUGGAGUGACUGCUCCCGGACCUGCGGGGGAGGAGCGUCGUAUUCUCUGCGGAGAUGUUUGACUGGAAGGAAUUGUGAAGGGCAGAACAUUCGAUACAAGACAUGCAGCAAUCAUGACUGCCCUCCAGAUGCAGAAGAUUUCAGAGCCCAGCAGUGCUCAGCCUACAGUGACGUCCAGUAUCAGGGACAGUAUUAUGAAUGGCUUCCACGAUAUAACGAUCCUGCUGCCCCCUGCGCACUCAAGUGUCAUGCCCGAGGACACGAUUUGGUGGUGGAGCUGGCACCUAAGGUACUGGAUGGGACUCGUUGCAACACGGAUUCCUUGGACAUGUGUAUCAGUGGCAUCUGUCAGGCAGUGGGCUGCGAUCGGCAACUGGGAAGCAGUGCCAAGGAGGACAACUGUGGAGUCUGUGCUGGCGAUGGCUCCACCUGCAGGCUGGUACGGGGACAAUCGAAGUCACAGGUUUCUCCUGAAAAAAGAGAAGAAAAUGUAAUCGCUGUUCCUUUGGGAAGUCGAAGUGUGAGAAUUACAGUGAAAGGGCCUGCCCACCUCUUCAUUGAAUCAAAAACACUUCAAGGAAGCAAAGGAGAACACAGCUUUGACAGCCCCGGAGUCUUUGUCAUAGAAAACACAACAGUGGAAUUUCAGAAAGGUUCCGAGAGGCAAACCUUUAAGAUUCCGGGACCUCUGAUGGCUGACUUCAUCUUCAAGACCAGGUACACUGCGGCCAAAGACACCAUGGUUCAGUUCUUCUUUUACCAGCCCAUCAGUCAUCAGUGGAGACAGACUGACUUCUUUCCCUGCACUGUGACGUGUGGAGGAGGUUAUCAGCUCAAUUCUGCUGAAUGUGUGGAUAUCCGCUUGAAGAGGAUCGUUCCUGACCAUUAUUGCCACUACUACCCCGAAAAUGUAAAGCCCAAACCAAAACUGAAGGAAUGCAGCAUGGAUCCUUGCCCAUCAAGUGAUGGAUUUAAAGAGAUAAUGCCCUAUGAUCACUUCCAACCUCUUCCUCGCUGGGAACAUAAUCCUUGGACUUCAUGUUCCGUUUCCUGUGGAGGAGGGAUUCAGAGACGGAGCUUUGUGUGUGUAGAGGAAUCCAUGCAUGGAGAGAUAUUGCAGGUGGAAGAAUGGAAAUGCAUGUAUGCACCCAAACCCAAGGUUAUGCAAACUUGUAAUCUGUUUGAUUGCCCCAAGUGGAUUGCCAUGGAGUGGUCUCAGUGCACAGUGACUUGUGGCCGAGGGUUACGGUAUCGGGUUGUUCUGUGUAUUAACCACCAUGGACAGCACGUUGGGGGCUGCAAUCCACAACUGAAGUUACACAUCAAAGAAGAAUGUGUCAUUCCCAUCCCAUGUUAUAAACCAAAAGAAAAAAGUCCAGUGGAAGCAAAAUUGCCUUGGCUGAAACAAGCGCAAGAACUAGAAGAGACCAGAAGAGCAACAGAAGAACCAACGUUCAUUCCAGAACCCUGGUCAGCCUGCAGUACCACGUGUGGGCCGGGUGUUCAGGUCCGAGAGGUGAAGUGUCGUGUGCUCCUCACGUUCACGCAGACCGAGACUGAGCUGCCCGAGGAAGAGUGUGAAGGCCCCAAGCUGCCCACGGAACGGCCCUGCCUCCUGGAAGCAUGUGACGAGAGCCCGGCCUCCCAGGAGCUGGACAUCCCUCUCCCUGAGGACAGUGAGACGACUUACGACUGGGAGUACGCUGGGUUCACCCCUUGCACAGCAACGUGUUUGGGAGGUCAUCAAGAAGCCAUAGCAGUGUGCUUACACAGCCAGACCCAGCAGACGGUCAAUGACAGCUUGUGUGAUAGGAUCCAUCGUCCUCCAGCCAUGAGCCAGGCCUGUAACACAGAGCCCUGUCCCCCCAGGUGGCACAUGGGCUCUUGGGGGCCCUGCUCAGCUACCUGUGGAGUUGGAAUUCAGACCCGAGAUGUAUACUGCCUGCACCCUGGAGAGACCCCUGCCCCUCCUGAGGAGUGCCGAGAUGAAAAGCCCCAUGCUUUACAAGCAUGCAAUCAGUUUGAUUGCCCUCCUGGCUGGCACAUUGAAGAAUGGCAGCAGUGUUCCAGGACUUGUGGCGGGGGAACUCAGAAUAGGAGAGUCACCUGUCGGCAGCUGCUAACGGAUGGCAGCUUUUUGAAUCUCUCAGAUGAAUUGUGCCAAGGACCCAAGGCAUCGUCUCACAAGUCCUGUGCCAGGACAGACUGUCCUCCACAUUUAGCUGUGGGAGACUGGUCGAAGUGUUCUGUCAGUUGUGGUGUUGGAAUCCAGAGAAGAAAGCAGGUGUGUCAAAGGCUGACAGCCAAAGGCCGGCGCGUCCCCCUGAGUGAGAUGAUGUGCAGGGAUCUACCAGGGCUCCCUCUUGUGAGAUCUUGCCAGAUGCCUGAGUGCAGUAAUAUCAAAUCAGAGAUGAAGACCAAACUUGGUGAGCAGGGUCCUCGGAUCCUCAGUGUCCAGAGAGUCUACAUUCAGACAAGGGAAGAGAAGCGUAUUAACCUGACCAUUGGUAGCAGAGCCUAUUUGCUGCCCAACACCUCCGUGAUUAUUAAGUGCCCAGUGCGAAGAUUCCAGAAAUCUCUGAUCCAGUGGGAGAAGGAUGGCCGUUGCCUGCAGAACUCCAAACGGCUUGGCAUCACCAAGUCAGGCUCAUUAAAAAUCCACAGUCUUGCCGCCCCCGACAUCGGCGUGUACCGGUGCAUUGCAGGCUCUGCACAGGAAACAGUUGUGCUCAAACUCAUUGGUACCGACAACCGGCUCAUCGCACGCCCAGCCCUCAGGGAGCCCACGAGGGAAUAUCCUGGGAUGGACCACGGUGAAGCCAAAAGUUUGGGAGUCACAUGGCAUCAAAUGAGACAAAUCUGGAAUAACAAAAAUGAGCUUUAUCCGGAUGAUGACCACACUAAUAACCAGCCUUUCUUGAGAGCUCUGUUAGGCCACUGCAGAAGUUUUGCAGGAAACAGCAACUCCUGGGAGUUGAAGAAUAAGCAGUUUGAAGCUGCAGUGAAACAAGGAGCAUACAGCAUGGAUACAGCCCAGUUUGAUGAGCUGAUAAGAAACAUGAGUCAGCUCAUGGAAACCGGAGAGGUCAGCGAUGAUCUUGCAUCCCAGCUGAUAUAUCAGCUGGUGGCCGAAUUAGCCAAGUCACAGCCGACACACACGCAGUGGCAGAGCAUCCAGGAAGAGACGCCUCCUGCUGCUCAGCUCAGAGGGGAAACAGGAAGUGUGUCCCAAAACUCGAAUGCAAAAAACUCAGGCAAGCUGACAUUCAAGCCAAAGGGACCUGUUCUCAUGAGGCAAAGCCAACCUCCCUCAAUUUCAUUUAAUAAAACAAUAAAUUCCAGGAUUGGAAAUACAGUAUACAUUACAAAAAGGACAGAGAUCAUCAAUAUACUGUGUGACCUUAUUACCCCCGGUGAGGCCACAUAUACAUGGACCAAGGACGGAACAUUGUUACAGCCCUCAGAAAAAAUAAUUUUGGAUGGAACUGGAAAGAUACAGAUACAGAAUCCUACAAGGAAAGAACAAGGCAUAUAUGGAUGUUCUGCAGCCAAUCACCUUGGUUCAGAUGUGGAAAGUUCUUCUGUGCUGUAUGCAGAGGCGCCUGUCAUCUUGUCUACUGAAAGAAAUAUCACCAAACCGGAGCACAGCCAUCUGUCUGUCACGGUUGGAGGCAUCGUGGAGGCAGCCCCUGGAGCAAACAUGACAAUCCGAUGUCCUGUAAAAGGUGUCCCUCAGCCUAAUGUAACUUGGUUGAAGACAGGAGGAUCUCUGAGUGACAAUGUUUCCUUGCUUUUCAAUGGAUCCCUAUUGUUGCAGAAUAUUUCCCUUGAAAAUGAAGGAACCUACAUCUGCACAGCCACCAAUGCGCUUGGAAAGGCAGUGGCAACAUCUGUACUCCACUUGCUGGAACGAAGAUGGCCAGAGAGUAAAAUCGUAUUUCCCCAAGGACAUAAAAAGUACAUUCUCCAGGCAACCAACACUAGAACCAACAGCAGUGACCCAACAGGAGAACCCCUGCCUCGAGAGCCUUUUUGGGAGGCUGGUAACUGGUCACAUUGUUCUGCCACCUGUGGUCAUUUGGGAGCCCGCAUUCAGAGACCCCAGUGUGUGAUGGCCAAUGGGCAGGAAGUGAGUGAGGCCCUGUGUGAUCACCUCCAGAAGCCACUGGCUGGGUUUCAGCCCUGUAACAUCAGGGACUGCCCAGCAAGGUGGUUCACAAGCGUGUGGUCACAGUGCUCUGUGUCUUGCGGUGAAGGACACCACAGUCGGCAGGUGACAUGCAAGCAGACAAAAGCCAAUGGAACUGUGCAGGUGGUGUCGCCAAGAGCAUGUGCCCCUAAAGACCGGCCUCUGGGAAGAAAACCGUGUUCUGGUCAUCCAUGUGUUCAGUGGGAACCAGGGAGCCAGUGUCCUGGACGUUGCAUGGGCCGUGCCGUGAGGAUGCAGCAGCGUCACACAGCUUGUCAACACAACAGCUCUGACUCCAACUGUGAUGACAGGAGGAGACCCACCUUAAGAAGGAACUGCACAUCAGGGGCCUGUGAUGUGUGUUGGCUUGCAGGCCCCUGGAAGCCCUGUACAGCAGCCUGUGGCAGGGGCUUCCAGUCUCGGAAAGUCGACUGUAUCCACACCAGGAGUUGCAAACCUGUGGCCAAGAGACACUGUGUGCAGAAAAAGAAACCAGUUUCCUGGCGGCACUGUCUUGGGCCUUCCUGUGAUAGUACGUACACCUCUCAGACCCCUACAAACAAAGGUGCUGCCAGUCACGUCGAGAGCGAUAAGCCUUCGGAGGGGUCAUGAUGCUGCUGCGAAGAUAAAAGUAGAAUAUAAAAGCUCUUUUCCCCAUGUCCAUUCAAAAACAUGUAUUUCUUAAAAGUAGAUUCUAUGGAUCAAACAGAGGUUGAAGCAAAAACACCACUGUUCAGAUGUAAAGUGAAAUUUUCCCAUGGUAGUUUUAUAUUCCAAUUUUAUUUUUAAAUGAUGUAUUCAAGGAUGAACAAAAAUACCAUAGUAUGCAUGCCACUGCGCUUGGGAGCUCAUCAUGUCUGUCAAAUCAAGAAAUUGCCAACAUGAUGAGCACAUCAUCACGUGCUGCCUGUUUCCUGUGAUUUGUAGACUAGCACAGAGUGAUACAUUCUAAAAACUUGGGAAACACAGUGACUGAUGCCUUCCUCUUCUCUCGAGUUGUAGGUUUUCAACAGGUUUAUAAGGUAUUCACAUUUUGGAAGCUCUGGCCCGUAGUUGUUAAGAUGUUGGCAUUAAUGGCAUUUUCAAAGAUCUUUAAGUUUAGUCUGUGAAAAAGAGAACUUCCUUCUGUAUAGGCUGUCACACGGACUGACCCAAGGAUUCACAGAGGGAUGGCAUCUUGUCUUUGCUUUUAGAACACCCAGGGAAGAAAACACAGAGUAGAUACUACUAUCAUUUGUACAACUACAGAAAUCUAUGACCAAAUGAGGCAUCUUGGAAGUCAAAGAAGAGGGAACAUUAACCUUUUCUACUGAUUUUGAAUUAUAUUCAAAACUUUCUUUUAAGAACUGUGAAUGAAACUUUUUCUAAGCACCAUUCUAUUGCACACAAACAGAAAAACAAAGCCUUAUUAGACUUAAUUUAUGCAUAAAGUAGUGUUCCUGAGGAUUUUAUUUUGGAAAAUUUAUAUGACAGUAAUCCAAAUAAGAAACACAAUAGUUGAAAAUAAUUUUUAUAGUAAAUAAUUGCUUUGAGCUGAUUUUCCAGUAAAUCCAAAGUUAAUUAGGUUAGGCUAGAAGUUACUCUAAGGACCAGGGGUUGGAGUCAGGAUUUGCUUUAAGAUUUGGGGAAAAGGGUAAGGGGUGGUUUUAGUUUUAGGAUUAGAGCUAGAAUUGAGUUAGGUUGAGAAAGGAAGUUAAGGUUCAGGUUACAGUUGGCUUUAAGGGUUAGGACCAGGUUAGGUCAGGGUUGGACUGGGUUUAAAUUGGGGCCAGUGCUGGUGUUAGUGAUAGUGUCAGGAAGGAGGUUAGGUUUGGAGUAAACGUUGUUGCUGAAGUGGGUUCAGGCUAGCAUUAAAUUGUAAAUUCUGAAGCUGAUUUCGUUAUAGGGUCUUUUCCCUGUACACCAGCAGUUAUGACUUUAAAUGGCACAUAAGGCCAAAUAAGUGGUCAUACUUCUUUUAUCAGGGUCUCAGCUGCCUGUACACUUGCUGCCUGCAGCCUCUUGGCUACAAAGUUACCUGCAGCAGGUUGUGCUGGGCCUAGUCCCUGGUCAGUAAUAACUAAACAGUGAAUUUUGGCUUAGGAUAUGUCUGUGGAAAAACUUGUUGAGUUUUUCUACCAUAUCCUGAGCAUGCAGUUUCUUUUGUUCUAACUUCAGCCUCACUGACACUGGGAUGAGCACUACUGUAUGUGGAGGGUUUGGUGACUGGGAAUAGAUGGGGGAAAGUGAGGAGGACACACCAGCCCAUGAGUUGUUAAUCAUCAAUCACAUCUGAUGUUGAAGGUUAUUAAAUUAAAAGAAAGUUCAUUUGUAACAUACUCUUUGUAUAUAUUUAUUAUAUGAAAGGUGCAAUAUUUUAUUUUGUACAGUAUGUAAUAAAGACAUGGGACAUAUAUUUUUCUUAUUAACAAAAUUUCUUAUUAAAUUGCUUCACUUUGUAUUUAAAGUUAAAAGUUACUAUGUUUCAUUUGCUAUUUUACUUUCAUUGUUGUCAUUCAAAUGGCAUUCCUGUGUACUGUAUUUUACUACUGUUUUUAUAACAGAGUUAAUGGUCCUCUUUCAUGAUCCCUAUGUAAUUCAAAAAUAAAUUUACCUUGAUUA